Argentina anserina (silverweed cinquefoil) is the source of this 1499-nucleotide messenger RNA. Its product is annotated as heterogeneous nuclear ribonucleoprotein 1-like. Gene Ontology annotation, molecular function: mRNA binding. The coding region runs from base 116 to 1117 and encodes 333 amino acids. Gene Ontology annotation, biological process: regulation of translation. The record is from RefSeq and is a predicted model, not a curated record. The transcript has 2 exons. Lineage: Eukaryota; Viridiplantae; Streptophyta; Magnoliopsida; Rosales; Rosaceae.
UAAUCUUCGUUUAUCUCACUUCACUUUUCCCCUGUAUUGGGAUUUUGCUUCAAUUUUAGGGUUUUAGGUUUUCAACUGUCCAGGGCUUCCUUGUUAAUUGCUCCGAUUCUCCUUGAUGGACUCUGACCAAGCCAAGCUCUUCGUCGGCGGUUUAUCUCUGGACACCACCGAAGCUACACUGCAAGAUCACUUCGGCCAGUACGGCGUCGUUUUGGGCUCGACGGUUACCAGGGACCGCGGCACUAACACUCCUCGUGGGUUUGGUUUCGUCUGGUUCUCUGAUCCGUUUUCGGCUGACAAAGCCCUCGCUGACUCUCAUGUCAUUCUCGGAAGAAAGGUAGAUGUGAAGAAAGCAAAACCCAGAAGAGGCUGGGGGUACAACAGAAACCAAGAACCACUGUCACCGCAACAAUCUCAGAGUAUUAGUUUUGAGACUGGCAACAAUAUGUUUAGGACUAGGAAGAUUUUUGUAGGGGGCUUGUCGCAGAAUGUGACCGAAUUGGAGUUUAGGAGGUAUUUUGAGAAGUUUGGUAGAGUGACUGAUGUAGUUGUGAUGAUGGACGGUGCGACUCAACGCCCUAGGGGGUUUGGUUUUAUUACUUUUGGUUCGGAGGAGUCUGUGGAGAAUGUGAUGCAGAAAAGCUUUCAUGAGUUGGGUGGCAAGUUUGUGGAGGUCAAGAGGGCUGUGCCGAGGGAGGAGAGUUACCGUGACAAUGACAGGGGCUAUCAGUCGGGAGGCAGUCGUACUCGUUAUACUGGUGGUACUAACACGUAUGGAGUUCUUCCUACUCCUGCACCUAAUACUGGUAUGGUGGGAGGAUUUACUGGUGGAACAGGUGUUUAUGGCGGUUGGUACCCUGCAGGUGGAUUUACUGGAAUUUCUUAUGGAAUUGCCCCAAUUGUUCCUCAGGCAUGGAUGUUUCCAUACGGCAAUGCCUUUUACCCUCCUGCCUACAUGAGUGGCGGGGGAUGGGUGGUGGCUGCAGGUGGGCAUGACUUGUAUAACAGAGUGUCUGAGCCAGCACAUCAGCGUGCUUUUAUCACUGAGCAUGCACCAGCUGAUGUGAAGUCAUCGAGGGUUGAAGGGGAGAAACUUAAUGUUGAUGGUGCUGCUUGACAAGGAGUAACAAACUAGAUCUGGACAGAAGACUUUAGCCUAACCAAUUAAUCCGUACAGGAUGACCUUUUGUAAUAUAAUUGAGUUUAUGAUUUAGACAGUUAAACUUUGGAGCUUAAGCAGUUGCAGGAUCGGUUUCAUCUGUGAAAAUGAUAGUAUUUUUUCUUCUAUCUGUGUUGAAAAUGUAGAUAUCUUUUACUUUGUUUUUAGAAACGCUUUCCUUUUGCAAUUGACAUCAGGUGCGCAGUUCUUUGCACUUGUACAAAGGGCAGAUGGAUUGAGAUUUGAGAUUAUGCAUCUGGGUACAUGACCGGAUGUGCUGCUGCCGCUGUAACAUGAAUCACUAGAGCAAUUUGCAGGAUUGGUUCAUUUGUAGAAGUGA